Messenger RNA from Monascus purpureus, 2796 nucleotides. The record is from the annotation of a GenBank genome assembly. NCBI's taxonomy places the organism in Eukaryota, Fungi, Ascomycota, Eurotiomycetes, Eurotiales, Aspergillaceae.
GGCCACCUUUCCUUUCUAAGGUUCUUGCUCUAUUAUUACAUCCCCAAAGCUUUAUUUCUGGACUCGAGCUAUCUUCUUCCAUCUUGGCUAUUUAUUCCACUCCCCCAAAGGUUUCUUAUUCAUUUUCUCACUCCUCAUUGUCAUCUCGCAAGUAGUCAGAGACCGCCCUAGUCUUUCAUAAAACACCAUACCCAGAAAUGUUCUGAUUUGUGUCUCCAACAGCAUCUGUUUUCCACUUCAUCCUACUACAUUUAACACUGCUUCAUCCUCCUCCGAUCACUACGGUUUGCUUUGGUCAUAUUUCCAAAGACCUCACUUCUCGAUCAAGUGGCUUACAAGCUGCGGUGCACCAUGACGGAAGCCGACACGGCUUUUACCACUGGAGCCAAACGUGACUUUCAUGUGCGGCAUCGACAUGUCGCAAAUACGGGAACGACAGUAGAGAAACCCAGUUCUUCUCCAGUCGACAAUGACAGAAAUAAGACUACGGUCGAGUCCAAUUCUCUUCUUCGCGCCCUCAAAACCUGGGAACCUGUGAUUGCUCCAGUGAUUCUGACCCUUAUUUCUAUGAUUACCCGGAUGUAUCGAAUUGGUCUCUCAAACAUUGUUACGUGGGAUGAAGCACACUUCGGCAAGUUUGGCUCCUACUAUCUGAAGAGGGAAUUCUAUUUCGAUGUCCACCCACCUUUAGGGAAAAUGUUAGUUGGUCUAUCAGGUUACCUCGCCGGUUACAACGGGUCUUUUGAAUUCAAAUCAGGAGAAAGGUAUCCAGAAGAUGUCAAUUACACUUUUAUGCGUGUUUUCAAUGCCGCAUUUGGGGUUGCCUGCGUGCCUCUCGCAUAUUAUACCUCUCGCGAACUCAACUUUCGAAGAGCAACUGUCUGGCUUAUUAGCCUGAUGGUUUUAUUUGAGAAUUCAUAUGCGACGAUCUCGCGGUUUAUACUACUUGAUUCUAUGUUGCUCUGCUUCACAUUUACGACAGUUUUGUGCUGGGCUAAAUUUCAUCAGCUGCAGCAUGUCAGCUUCUCAGCUGAGUGGUUCACUUGGCUCUUCCUGACUGGGUUGAGUAUUGGUUGUGUUUGCAGCGUGAAGUGGGUUGGCGCCUUCUGUACUGCAAUGGUAGGCCUGUACACUAUCGAGGAUCUAUGGAACAAGUUUGGGGAUCUUAGGCUACCAGCGGUUCGUUUUCAACUAUAUUUGGGAGGUUUGGGAAUACACUAACCACUUCCGAUGCCCCAACAGAGGAUUUUCAUGAAACACUUAGUGGCACGUGUUCUAGGUCUGAUCAUUAUUCCCAUUUUGGUCUACAUGUCUUCAUUCUAUCUACACUUCUUGAUUCUUGAAAAUAGUGGCCCUGGGGAUGCACAAAUGAGCUCCCUUUUUCAAGCAAAUCUCAAGGGUACAGAAGUUGGGAAGGAUAGUCCCCUUGAGAUUGCAAUUGGAUCAAGGGUCACAUUAAAAAACAUGGGCUAUGGUGGUGGGCUACUCCAUUCACAUAUCCAGACUUACCCUGAAGGGUCCACCCAGCAACAGGUUACUUGUUACCACCACAAAGAUGCAAACAAUGACUGGUUUAUCUAUCCUAACCGCGAUGAACCGGAAUUCGACCCUGAUGGCCCCUUAAAAUUUGUCGGACAUGGUGAUGUCAUUCGUCUUAUUCAUGGCCAGACAGGACGGAAUUUACAUUCUCACGCUAUCUCCGCACCGGUCAGCAAGUCCCAUUACGAAGUAUCAUGCUAUGGUAACACCACCAUUGGUGACGACAAGGACCAUUGGAUGGUGGAGGUAGUCAGUGAUACAGCAUCAAAGGACAGAUCAAAAGUCCGAACUCUCACGUCUGCAUUUCGGCUUCGACAUCCUGUCUUAGGAUGCUACCUGCGAGCCGGUAACGUCAAUUUACCUCAGUGGGGUUUCAAGCAGAUUGAAACCACAUGCGUUAAAGAGAAUAAGCCUAGUGAUGUCUACACCCACUGGAAUGUUGAAUCUCAUACUAAUGAACGACUUCCCCCCGGCAAACCAGACUCAUAUAAAUCCCCUUUUCUGAAAGACUUCGUGCACCUUAAUGUUGCCAUGAUGACAUCUAAUAAUGCUCUGGUACCGGAUCCAGAUAAGCAGGAUGAUCUUGCUUCGAAAUUCUGGCAGUGGCCAAUCUUGCAUGUUGGCCUUCGCAUGUGCUCUUGGGACGACAACACUGUUAAAUACUAUCUACUCGGCAAUCCAUUUGUAUAUUGGGGAAGCACGGCCAGCUUGGGCAUCUUUGGGGUAUUGUUUCUCUGGUACCUCAUCCGCUGGCAGCGAGGCUACAAUGAGCUCACUAGAGCGGAUAUGAACCAUAUCCACUACUCUGGCCUAUAUCCCAUAAUCGGAUGGGUUUUGCAUUAUGUCCCAUUCAUCGUCAUGGCAAGGGUUACAUAUGUUCAUCAUUAUUACCCUGCCCUUUACUUUGCUAUUCUGACUCUGGGAUUUUGUAUCGAUUGGUUUACGCGCCACGUAAAUGCCACGGCCAAUUGUGUAAUAUAUGCAACCCUCUACACAAUCGUCAUUGGAUUGUUCGUCUACUUUCGGGCUAUUGUGUUUGGCAUGGAGGGCCCCAGUCAACAGUGGGCACAUUUGAAUUGGUUGAGUGGAUGGCGGAUUGCAAACUGACAUUCAUAACUAGCGCCAUUGUAGUUUCAUUCUCCUAAAAAUUGCAGUCUUCUUAUUGUUCUACAUAAUUGUUUGUUCUCCCAUUGUAUAUCUCUGAAUGUCGUAGAAUCAGUGACUACAGAAUUCAGCUGAGGCCGAUAAUUAAAAGUG